AGUUAACUUUAUAGAAAGGAAGGAAGAAAGAAAAACAAUACAGUAUUAUGUAGAUUAUAUGAAACAUAUAGAUUGCGAAGUAUAAACGCUUACCCACGAAGAAAAAAAAAUAAGACUGACAAAAAAUUAAGUUCAGCUAAAACAAAUAAAUCAUGAAAAUCAGGUUUUAUUUGAGAGAAAUAUAAAGUGAAAUAUGUGCUAUAAUGUUUUCUUCUUUACGGCCGUGCCUAACGUAAUAUAAAACAUUGGAAGGACAAUUUGUAUAGUAUACACAAGAAAACGAAACAGGUUAUUUGUUUAUCCAUUUUUUCUUCACAUUUACAAUAAUUUCGUAUAUCGCUUUGCUGAAAAUGUUGAUGUUCUAAUACCAACACAAAUUCCUCAAUCGUAUUAUUACUAUGCUUCCAAGAAAUACAAAAAAAUAUUGGAAUGUCAAUGGACAAAAUGUAAAUUUAAAUAUUUUUAAUUCUAAUCAAUCAACAAAUUGUGUACCGUCCAAAAUAAAUACUUCAUAUAAUUCCGAAAAUACAGAAGUUAACUCAAACAACGCAGUGAACAGGGAAUCUAAGUAUGGUUAUGAUUAUACAGAAUUUGAAUCGCAGCAUUAUAGAAAUUCUCAACAAAAUUCGUUAUCUGCAUCACUAACGGCAGAGGAACCUAACCAAUAUAGAUUACAACAUUCUAAUGAGCUUGCAGUUAGUAAAGACACGGAAUCAAGCAUUGAUCGGGAAAAUUAUCUACUAUUCAAUGAUUCAAUUUUCAAAAACCCAGGAUUUUAUAAACCAAUCAAGGAUUUUGAGGAAACAUCCAAUGCACCUAAAGGUAUUGAAUCUACAAAUUCAGAUCAUUCUAAAAUGGUGAGCCCUUCAAAUAAUCAAUCAAAUCAAUCCUCUUUUGCUUUCAAUAAUUAUGAAGACGAGUAUAGUCGACCACAAGCCACAACUUCAUACUCCUAUCCAGAAGAACAAAGUUCAAUUAGGACUCUGUCACUCAACUUGAUAGGUGCUGCAAGUGCAUAUGAUUCCCAAACUUUGCAAUGCCAACAAUAUAGUCAUGGGAGUAAUAAAUCGAAUCAAUCGUCAUUUGCGAAUGGGAUAUUUUUGGAAGAAACUACUUAUGAUCAUCUAAAAACUAUGAGAGGACUUGAAGUUACUAAUUCCCAAACUGCUACAUCCAAAGAACCUACUAUGCAUUACGAACAAGAUUGGACAACUCAGACAUAUUCUAAUUAUACGUCUGAAGUUCCAGAACAACAAAGAACUGAAAAUGAUUACAAAGAAAAGAAGUUUCAAAGAGAAACCGGUUAUAAACGGGAAUAUCAAUUUGAGAAGUUAUUACGAGAAAAAAAUGAAGCCUUAGGUGAACAUACGUCAUUAUUAGAGAAGAAACGCAAAAGUAAUAAGUUAUUCCAAAAAAAUGUACUAGCACCUAUACCAUCUGAAAAACAAAAAGUUCCCAGGAAAAGAAAUACUGAGAAUACGAGGAAAAGACGCUCCAAAGUUAAAGAAUCUGACAUAGUGAGUAACACUGCAGGCACAAUAGAUAACAUACAAGAAAAUGUAGUCGCUUCUUCAUUUAAUAAUAAUGUUAUGAGGAACCAACAGCUAUAUAAGUCGGUACAGCCAAGUGGACCUCCAAUGAUGGUGUCAUCUGGUUUUAAUUUUAAUUAUUCUGUGGCUCCAAACAACAUUUAUGUUAAUCCUUACGAGCAACAAACAAUUUACUCAAGUCACAUGGCUCAUCAACGGAAUACAGUAGGACAGGCUGUGUUAUCGUCUGCAACAGAAGCGAAUUCGGUACAAACCUGGCCAAGAAUGUCCUAUAUGAAUACUUAUUAUGGACAUCCAAUAAAUCCAGGUUUAUAUCCGCAUGGCUAUCUAUCGAACUAUUUACCGCAUGAAUAUAGACGUGGUUAUCCUGAUACACAAACAAGUGAAUAUAUUCAAGAAAAUGACGUCAACUUACGAGAGUAUAGAUGAAAAUCGAUGGUUUCGAAAAGUUAUUGUGGUGUUAUAGGAUCAUAUGGAUAAUGUAAUAAAUCCUGUAACAAAUCAAAUAAUUAUAUGAAAAAGAUUAAAUUUGUUUCCCGACAAGAAUUUGAACAAUAAAUAUCUAUUAUAUUCAUCUUGACGAUUUUUCAUUAGAGGAACAAGUUGGAUAUUUGAUAAUAAAUAUACCGAAGAUUAGAAA
Diorhabda sublineata is the source of this 2190-nucleotide messenger RNA. RefSeq lists its product as uncharacterized. Bases 399 to 1979 code for a protein of 526 amino acids. Lineage: Eukaryota; Metazoa; Arthropoda; Insecta; Coleoptera; Chrysomelidae. The record is from RefSeq and is a predicted model, not a curated record. The transcript has 8 exons.